ACGGCGUGUUUCCGGUAAAACCAGGCCGAGAGAUAGCAGUAACAGUAAUCUAUGUAGCUACUGAAAAAGAAAGAACAGUAUAGAAAGAAUUGUCUACUUUGUUGGACAACGUCUGUUAAAUUUGCUAAACCUUUACAAAUAGAUAUUGAUUGGUCGUCGGGAAAAGAGGCGGCUGUAGCAAGGCAAUGGAAGCCGAGUUUCGGAAAAUCGAUGAACCCGGGAGUUGGAACGCCAUUUACCAGGAAAUCCGUCAGCAAUCAAGUGAGCUGCCCUGCAAACUUGCCAAAUUACCUGAAAACAAAACUCGGAAUCGCUACAGAGAUGUCAGCCCAUUUGACCACAGCAGAAUCCGCCUGCAACUGGGUGCGAACGACUACAUUAACGCCAGCCUAAUUUCUGUAGAAGAGGCACAGAGAAGCUACAUUCUUACUCAGGGACCCCUUCCAAACACAUGUGGUCACUUCUGGGAGAUGGUUUGGGAGCAGAGGACCAUGGGAGUGGUGAUGCUGAACCGUGUCAUUGAGAAAGGAUCUGUGAAGUGUGCACAGUACUGGCCACCUAGAGAGGAGAGGGAGGCGAUCUUUGAAGACACAAAUUUCAAGCUUACACUUGUUUCAGAAGACAUUAAGUCCUACUACACUGUCCGUCAGCUGGAGCUGGAAAAUCUGUCGACUCUGGAAACUAGAGAGAUCCUACAUUUUCACUACACCACCUGGCCUGACUUUGGGGUGCCCGAAUCUCCAGCCUCCUUCCUCAACUUCCUGUUUAAGGUGCGGGAGUCUGGGUGCCUCAACUCUGACCAGGGGCCUGUGGUGGUGCACUGCAGCGCAGGCAUCGGCCGCUCCGGAACCUUCUGUCUCGUCGACACCUGCCUCUUACUGAUGUCCAUGCGCAAGGACCCGUCAUCUGUGCGCAUUCGUGACAUGCUGCUGGAGAUGCGACGCUAUCGGAUGGGCCUGAUUCAGACCGCUGACCAACUCCGAUUUUCCUACCUCGCUGUUAUUGAAGGUGCCAAGUGCAUCAUGGGAGACGCAUCGUUGCAGGAGUCGUGGAAAGAGCUCUCCAAAGAAGAGGAUGUUCCUCCAGAGUUCACCCCUCCCCCGCCCCGCCCCCGACCACCAGGUCUAAUCAACGGCAUGGUUGAACCUUCCUUCUUUCCUGAGGAGAUUGUUGUUGAGCAGAACAAUUCCCACACUCGCAGUGCCCCACCAGAAACUGAACUGCGAUGGAGGGGCGGUGGUGAUGGUGCUACCUUCCAGUCUCCCACUGUCCCCACUGAUCAACCUGGCGGCCAGGUGGGAAGCAAAGAACCAGAUCCCAAAGCUCUGAUGGAACCACACCGACUGCAUGAGACCGAAACUCAACAGGGGCUGAACCAGGACCAGGCAGCAGCAGCAGGAGAUGACAGCCCUGAGGCUCAGGGUGCCUGGACCCCCCUGCUGGCCAACAUGUGCCUCUGCACUGCCCUGGCCCUGGGUGCUUACGUCUGUUACCGGGCCUGUUUCCACUGAUCUCCUCUACCCUCCUCCCUCUCUUGCUCCUCCCUUUCUCGUGUCUGUUUUUUUGCAGGGUGAAUUAGGCUGACUAGCCGGCCCUCUCUGCCUAUGGGUUUACUCUGCUGGCUGAACGAGUGGAUUGUUUGGACUUCAGCAAAUUGAUUGAUUCAGACUCACUCACUCGUUUUCUUUUAUAAAUGCAGAACAGGGGUGUGGGAGGAAAGGACUUUCCCUCGUCACCCACCGUAGCUCCCAUAUGAACUGUCAGUUUGGACUCUCAGGGCCUCAAUUUUCAGGUGUCAAAUCCCAAAUACAGGUGUUAAUUUAAAAACAAAUGAGUAAACAAACAUUUUUUUUCUUUAUAGCCGUCAGUAAAGGAAGGUAUGUGUUUGUUCCUGUGUCCUGUGAGCUGAAUGGUCUACUAGUUGACCCUACCUACACGCAUGCACCCUCCAUUCAGUUACCAAAUGACACACGCAUAAGUGUUCUUCCAUUUCAGCCUUUGCAAAUAAUGUCCAUUGGCUAUUCACCUUUCUCUACCAAAUAGUUAUUUCAUUACAGCACUUCAAAAAAAAAAAUUGGUCAGGAGGAGUUACUCAGUGCUUGAUUUGUGGCAACCCUGCAGUGCCAACGUAAUGAAUUGCUGCAGAGACGUUAGUAAAAAGAAAACAACCAAACCUCUCCUUGAGAUGAUGGGGCAGUAUUAUACCCAGGAGUAAGCUGAGGCUAGGGGCUGGCCACUGUCCGAGAGGAAGACUGCCCUCCCCGCCUUCCACUGGUUGAGUGGUGCAUACAGUGGGUCAUUUACAGGCCAUAGGAGAGCUCUCUACCACUGCCCCAUUUAGGGCCUUUUGGCUAGAGCUACAGGAGUGUGUGUGUGUGCGUGCGAGUGUUUAGUGAGAGUUAACUGAGCUUUCUACUGAUGCUUGAUUUCUAUCUGCUGUCUUCGUGGAAAACAUCACAAGUUAAUAAUAUAAGUCAUUUGAAAUGUAUUCUAGAUUGUUUCCUGUUCCUUGACCCUGCCCCCCUUUUCCUUGUACCACGUAUUCAUUCCUAACUUGACAUUUAAACAAGAGUGUCUAGUUGAUAAUGUGCUUUGAAUGGAAGUGCCGCACACAUGUAUUGAGCUGUUCUGUUUGGCCUAGUUUGAGACGCUGUGUUCACAUUUAGCCUGUUUCAAAAAGUGGUUCCAGCUAACGCUGAUGUACAAAUUCCAAAAUCUGCUCUAAAUGAGUCUCCAAUGAUUUCACAACAUAAUUUGUUGUCAAACCUAUUAAAUAUCAUUCAGGGAUAGUGACUUCUUGCUGUCACCACAUUGGAUGAACAAUGCAGAGGCUUUUCAUGCUAAAGAAACAAAGUGAAUGUGUAAGGAGGAGGGUAAUGCAUCAGGUGAGCGUUGCAUAGUUAUUAAAUGUCUAGAGCAGGCGUCUGAACACAGGAGGCUGUAUUAACGCACAAAAAUGCCAGCGCAGCCUACUAUAUGGAGACACACAGACAGCAGCUAACCCUACUCUCCCUUCGCUAGCAAUACAAAUACUUUAUAUUGCCCUUUAUUUUCCCCAUCCUCUGACAGCUAAACCCAUCCUGCCUGUAUGGACAGGGAGCCUGGGAUCUCAAACCAACCAAACUACCAACCAACACCAGCACACAGAAUAAAUAAUUGUAGUGAUGAUCAGUUAUAUUACGUUAUGGCAUGGGCCUGUGCUGUCAAGUUUGUUGUUAUUACUUUUUUCCACAUAGACAUCCUGCAGUUUUGAAUAAACAGGUUUUUUAUGAGAUUAGUUCAGCUGCUAGCAUUCAAUUUACUUUAGUGGCUCAAAAAGAACUACGUACUUCCUGAGUCCAACAGCUGUACUUUUUCUCUAGAAUGUAUGAAAUCCUACCCAAGGACACACCCUCUUGAUACUUUUUUCAGACCAGGUUUCAUUGUGCCGUCUUUUUUCCGCAUCGGCAAGUAAUGAUGAACUCACAGUACCUACCUGGGCAGCCUUGUUCUUGGCCGGACGUUCCUGUUUUUCUGUACUUAUGGUCACAAACCAUUUGUCUUUUUUAUUUACAUCCAUCAUUUUAUUUCUUUUUUAAUAAAUAAAAAUGUACUGCUGAUUUGUUCUAGCUUUUGGAUCGGAGUCAUGUUUAAGAUUUUAUUUUAUCAGACUGAAUUCUGAACAAAAGGCUGUGGUAAUAAAAUCAGUGUCUCUA
Messenger RNA from Coregonus clupeaformis (lake whitefish), 3695 nucleotides. RefSeq names its product tyrosine-protein phosphatase non-receptor type 1. NCBI's taxonomy places the organism in Eukaryota, Metazoa, Chordata, Actinopteri, Salmoniformes, Salmonidae. Bases 186 to 1511 code for a protein of 441 amino acids. Gene Ontology annotation, molecular function: protein tyrosine phosphatase activity. The transcript is spliced from 9 exons. The record is from RefSeq and is a predicted model, not a curated record. Gene Ontology annotation, biological process: protein dephosphorylation.